CUCAAAUAUAUCGAUAAAAAAAAAAAUUAUAUUUAAAGAUAUGCCGGAUCGUAAUACAAGGAAACCAUCAUACCAGAUUCUUAGCGAACAAAAAAUUCGAAUGAUCAUAACAGAAUUUUUUAUUCUCCUGAUUCUGCUCGUUUGCACGCAAUUAAUUACAGAAACCGCGGUUCACAAAUACUCCUACUAUAGCUACACGCAGACAAAGAAUGCAUUCGUUAGGGAGUCGAACUACAGGUCACACCAUAAGUACAUUGGCCCGGUUUUCAAAAAUGUACAGAAAAUAUGGGAUAUAUGGGAUUUUGCCACAUAUAAUUAUCUAUAUAUUCUACACAAUGAGAAAAACUUAACCAAGGAUAAGAGAACAGAAUUUCCACAUCUAUUCAACAUGGGACUAAUCAUUGGUGUACCAAGAAUACGACAGAUACGCGUCAGGGACAUGCAUUGCCCGCAAAAAAUCAAUUUUUUCGACUUACACGGAAAGAAGUGUUAUCCAAGUUAUUCAUAUAAGCGUGAGUUUAAAGGAACCUUUCAGCAGGUAGACUACGUGGCAGAUGCCAAACGUCUGAAACCAACUUUUGUCAGAUACGCCGGCGGAGGAUUUUCGAUUAACCUGGAUUACGAUUAUGAAACUAAUAAGAACUUGUUGAGGAAUCUGAAGAGAUCGAAAUGGAUUGAUUCGGCCACACGUCUGGUUGUAAUCGAAUUCAGUGUCUACUUCGAGGACAUCAAUAUGUUUCAGGUUCUUAAACUAAUGUUCGAAAUCAUGCCGACGGGACUGGUGACGCCCUCAGAAUUCAUACAAGGCAUUCAGCUAAACAGCUUCCUAACCUUUACACUCUUAACCAUUUCUGCUGGACUUAUCUUUUCCAUCAUCGUUAUUUACUAUACAUAUGUUGAAAUUCGGGAAAUUAGAUGGGUCGGCGUAUCGGCCUACAAGAAUAAUAUCUAUAAUUAUGUUGAUGUAUUCUUCCUGAUUGCAGCAUACUGCGUGCUGUUUUAUAAUAUCUGGCACGUAGUGACGGUUCGAGACAUCGAGAAAGCCUACGAAAAGAACCGCAGUGGAUAUAUAAAUUUGGACAAGCUGAGUACAGGCUGGAAUGUGUACCUACAUAUGUUGGGCAUCAUGAAUGCGUGUGUUUGGCUCAAGCCAAUACGAUUCGUCUCGUUCCACAGGGCUAUUCAACAGGUGCUGGCUGCCAUGAAAGUGUCCAUUAAAAGCAUAUUGGGUUUAUGCUUCUUCUGUCUGAUCUCGAUUUACGCAUUCGCCCAGUUGGGCUGCAUUGCAUUCAGCCAAUCGAACGAGGAGUAUACAACUGAGUUUUCAUCCAUACUUGCCCAGAUUCGAUUCGUUAUGAACGACAUCUCCUAUAGCUCUCUGGAAGAUGCUCACGGAGUGCUCGCACCAUUCUUCUUUGUUGUUCUCGCUAUAGUCGCCUAUGCCAUUAUCUUGAAUCUAUUCAAAGCGAUUUAUCUGAGCGCCGAUUCGGCUGUGAAGAAGCAAUUGAUCGUCAAUGAUAUUGUAAUAGCUCGCAUGCUGCAGCUCGGCUUCAAGCGUUACCUUUACUUCUGGCGCAAGCGUAAAACAGAGCAGAUCGACCUGACGUCAAAGCUGCGACCUAGCGAGAAAUUGCCUGGGAUAAGUGAGGAGAACCAAGCGCAACCAAGACCAAACCCCACUCAACAAAUACAAAUAAUUAACCAGCUUCGCGAGCAACUGGCAAUUGAGAGCGAGAAGUGUGCGCGCAUCGAAAGAAUUAUGGAGAUAAUUGUGGACAUAAUGGAAAACAUUGAAAGGCUACACAACAACAAUAAUAUAUCAAAAGAAACGAAAUACUAA
Messenger RNA from Drosophila navojoa, 1840 nucleotides. RefSeq names its product polycystin-2. Gene Ontology annotation, molecular function: calcium channel activity; calcium ion binding. Gene Ontology annotation, biological process: detection of mechanical stimulus. Lineage: Eukaryota; Metazoa; Arthropoda; Insecta; Diptera; Drosophilidae. Gene Ontology annotation, cellular component: membrane. The record is from RefSeq and is a predicted model, not a curated record.